GUCUCUCUUGAACACAAGGUAGUAGACACUUAUUUCAUAGGUAAACGACAUUCAUUUUUCAGCAGCAGCUAGAUGGCAUAACAUAGAGUUAUAAACACACGCACACUAUAUAAAUAUAUAUAUAUAUAUAUACAUAUAUAUAUGAUCAUAAUACAAAAUAAUAACAUGAUUACGUUUUUUUAAUAUUAUAAAUUAAGCUACCUGGAUAUUAAUUAUAUAAACAUUUUUUUUUCAUCAAAAACUAUUUCUUAUAUAUAUACAUAGGGGAACGAUUAAAUCAAUUAUUGUUUUUAAAAAAAUCGUACUUGGAUUCUAUUACAGACAGACCUUUCGCAAAAAAUAUUAUAACGUUUUCAAUGUUUGGAUUAAUUUAUAACACGUUUUAUCGAUCUAUAACCGAGCGACGUUUUCUAGAUGGGAUGCGUACUAAGCAAGAAAUUUCUCUCCUAGGAAAAUGGACAGACCAUUAAGUGGAAGGUUGUGCAACAGAGAUGAGACUCGUCUAAAACAAAACUAUGUUAAAGUGAAAGCAGGCAUUGAGCCUAGACGAAUGAUAGACUUUUUGUUUUCAAAAGGAUUCCUUAACAAUGAUGAGAAAGAAUUAAUUAGCAAUAAGCAAUCAAGAGAGGAUCGAGCCGAAGUUUUGUUGCAAAGAGUUUUACAUUGUGGUCCAGGAGAGGGAUAUAGUAUAUUUCUCCAAGCGUUAGACGAAGCAGGCUAUAGUCAUCUUUCAACCCUCCUGAGAUGUCCGGGUAUGCGUAUACUUUGUGUGUAAUUUGUAAUUAAGAAAUCAUAACAAUAUAGAACAUAAAAACAAGGAAUCAAUAAAUGAAAAUCAUAUUGAUUGUUACAUUUCCAAUCAAUAUUAUAAAUCAAAGUAUAUGUCUAAAACCUAAUUAACCCACUAUAUUGAUUUUAAUGUUUUUUUUUAAAUAAUGUAUAACUGUUCUUCACUGUCAACUUUGUUUCUUUAUAUUUCAGAACAAAAUGCAAUGAACCAGGCAGCAUCUAAUGCCAUUCAUAAACCAGCGAGACAUUAAUCUUAAAAAUAAUAAUUUUAACUUAUUAUUAACCAAAUUAUAUUUUCAAUUGUUUAAUAGUCAGAAAUUGUGCAUAUUCAUUUUUGCACAAAUUUAAAAUAAAUAUAUAUGUAUCUUGUAAACAAAAACAAAUAUAUAUUUAUAUUAAAUAUUCAUUUUGUAUUAUUCUGCUAAAUUAAUUUCAAUGCAAAUCAUUAGAAAGAGAUUAUGAAGAGUAGCUGAAUUGCAACAAAUUAUUCUCAUGUCCGAGUAAAACAAAAGACUUGACAACCAAAACAAUACCAUCUCUCAGAACGGAUGGGACUUGUUAUCCUUGGAUGAAAACUAAUCUAAAAUAAAGGCAAACCCGGAGAUGAAGUACAGUAGGUGGUAUGAAAUUUGCACAUGGGAUAUUCCAACAACUUCAGCAAAGUCCAACGCAUGAAUAGAACACCAAUUAAACACAUAGUCUACUUUUGGGUACCGGUACAUUAAUAAUGUACAUGGACUAAGUUUUACCAUUUUAUCAUAUAGUCAAAGCGACUAGAGUAGCUAAAUAAAUACGCUUCUUGGUCAAUGUAUGAAAUAUUUCCUAAAUAAAUUCUUAGAGGUACUGCUUCAUUAACCUCAUUUACAUAUCAAAUAUCAAAUGCUGAAAUACUUUCUUCAGAGUAUUGUAUCUUGUAUGCAGUGGAAUGCACCCUUAAGGCAGCACAAGCUUAUGGUUCACCAUAAAUAAAUGUACGAAAUGUCAGAAAUUAACUAUGAAUUGUUCCUGCAAUAUAUUUAUUGGAAUAUACAUAAAAAUACAGAUAUAUUUUUACAUUUUACCUAUUAAUUACACAUUAAUUUUUAUUUUUAAAAUGAUGCAUUGCUUUAAAACAGUGAUGAUAUCUUUCUCUUUUUUACUGAACGAAACGUACAAUAAAUUAUACUUGUAUCAUCUUUCAAAUAAAGUUUGUAACCUCAAUGAUGAACAGUUUCUUUAUUAUUUUAUUUGGACUAAAUAUUUUCAUUUCUUUCUUUAAUGUUUGGCAAGUUUAAAAAAAAAUAUUGAAAAAUAUUAAAUAUCUUUUUUUACAGAAAUAAAUUUCCUGUUAUUGUAUUAAGAACAAGAGAACUUACAAUUUUGAUACUUAAACCGUAACGAUAUUAAUGUAAUUAAAUUUGCUUACUUUAGAGUACACUUUUGUUAUCUUUUCUGCAAAGAUUAGUCAUGGAUGAGGAGUGAGGAAACAAAGAAAACAUUAAGAAAUUAACAGUUGUGUAUUAGUUACGACAAUUUUUACUGAAACGUGAUAAUUGAAUUACCGAUAAACGUCUUAAGCUUUUAAUUAGAUGAAAAAAAAACAACAAACAAUUUAAGUAAAUAAAAAAUAACAUGUUGAGCUUUCGUAUGUUUAAACAAAAUAUAAUAUAAAGGUUAUGCCAAAUAACUCAAACAAUACAAAAAACUGUCAUGUAAGUAUACAUUUUAUGUAUAAACACAUAUAUAUAUCGGCUAUAUAUAUAUAUACAUAUCCAAAACAUACAUACAGUGAAAAAAGGAUAAAGGAAAUAAAGAGGAUGGAAGUGGAAGUACAUUUUAUGUGAUUGAACAUGUUACGAAGAUUACGUUACCACUGUAAAUAUUCAGAAUCAAAAUUGGAUUUACCUAUUCAAAAAAGGUAGCACAUAUAUAUAUACAUUUAUAUACGAUUUUUAAAAAAUACAUUUUUUAACAGAUCAUUACAGCAUGUCAGAACAAAAAAGAAUAAGUCACGGAAGGCUUCAACCGAACCAUGAACAAGCGAUUAUGAUGCAAUACAUGUAUCUCAAAGAGGAGUUGGAAGCCAAAUAUAUCGUUGAUUCCCUCUUAACACACCGAGUCUUAGACCAGGAUGACAAGGAUGAGGUAUUAUCUGCCAGAACACGCAAAGACAGAACAGAAAUUCUACUGAAUAAAAUACUACAUGCAGGACCAGGUGAUGCAUUUACAAUAUUUCUUGAAGCUCUGGAGUCUAACAAAUAUGAACACAUUGCCCAGAAGUUAAAAGAGCAUAUUUAUUCAAGUAAGAAACAUUUGAAUUCAUUAAUACAAUUUUAUAUAUUACUUUUAGCGAACAAUUUUAGUUUCUUUUAAAGGGAAAUCAGUUUUUCCUUUCUUAUUUUUAAACAUUUUUUUGCAAAUGCAAUUUAAAAGUGUAUAAGACUAUUCAGUAAGAUUGAAUCCUUUGGGCCUCUUGCCCUCACUAAUGCGUCCUAUUUCAACAUAGUAGGAAAUAUGGAUAUAUAAAUAUUGAACAAAAAUUUCGAAGUAUUGUAACAUUUAAUUCAUGAGUUUCAAGAUGUCUUAACCUCUACUGAAAAAUCUAAAUGCCACAACAUGGUGAUAGCAUUGCUAAAUAUAAUAUUGAACAAUUUGAAAUUUCAAACUUUUUAAUUAAAAGAUGUAUUUAAAAAAAACAACUAUUAAAUGGAAAACAGAAAUCGAUCAAAUAAACAAAAGUUGUUCCAAUUUGAGGGAAUCAAUCUAAAUAAAUUCCUAUAAAUAUUUUUAUACUUGUAAUAUUAAUUUUUUUUAUGUAUAUUAAUUAUUAUUUAUAUUUCAGCACAACACAUAGGGAACGUAAAACCUUCGCUUCUUUAGUCAAGAAAUAAAAGAUGAAAAAUGUUGACAUUCUUUGCUGAAUAAUUAAUAUUAAUUUUAACUGUGUACAAUGAUCAAUUAAACCAUCAGUUUACUUUUUUAAUGUAAAUAAUUAAAUUCAGAGAUAUCUUUAAAUAUAAGAGUUCUUAAUGAUUAUUGUUAACUGUUUAUUUAAAUGACUUUUUUUUUCAAAUACUUCUUAUAAGGAGUUAAUUUUUUUUUCUGUUAUCUUCUUAUUGGUCACUGUAAUAAUCUAUCUUAUCUUGUCCAAAGGGGACACUAAUAAUAUGAUGUAAUCCUAUUUUAAAAUAAAAUAAUCACAUACUAAGAACUGAACUACUUUCAAAACAUGGAUUUGUCCUAACACUGCAGAUAGAAUCUAUAUGGAGAACAAAUUAAUAACUAGAUUUGGUACGUUGUCUCCAUAUGGAUUGAACCAUAUCUUUUUCCUGUUUGGUUUUUCCAAUUAUGUUUAAAUCACUUCCUUUCUACUUCUCUUUACUUUGUUUUUGUCAGGUUUAAGCGCCCUCUCCUAUAUUUUUUCUGUUUUAGGUAGGAUAUAUAUAUUGACAUUAUGUAAAUUUAAUUUAUACUUAUUUAAAUGUGUUGUGUUUGUUUGUAUCAUAUAAUUCUGAUUCGUAUUGAAUUACCUGUGAAGACGCAGUACGGCUGUAAUGCUGUCACGAAUAAAAAGACUUAUGCACCUUG
Lymnaea stagnalis (great pond snail) is the source of this 4356-nucleotide messenger RNA. NCBI's taxonomy places the organism in Eukaryota, Metazoa, Mollusca, Gastropoda, Lymnaeidae. The record is from the annotation of a GenBank genome assembly.